AUGGCGGUGAGUGAAGAGGUAGCUGAAAAUUUGUCCGCAUUGGACGCUAAAACCGUGGACGAGGGAACAGUUGUAGAGCUGUUAAGAAAAAGAUAUAACCGUGAUGAGGUUUAUGUAAGUGGAUUUAAUUUGCUUAGCCUCAGGUCUCUGAAAAUCGUAUGCAAUAUUUGUAAUUCGAUCGAAUGACCCUUUUUUUAAUAGAUAGACGUGAGUCAGGUAAAACGUUACUGACGUGCGAACUUGUCCUUUUGCAGAUGGCCAUCGGAGAUAUCUUGCUGUUGGUGAAUCCAUUUAAACCUCUACCAAUCUAUGAUCUUGAGGUAGACUCUAAGUACCUAUAUUGAUAUAUUGAUCGCUGUUUGGUGUUAAAUACUGUAGCUUUCAAUAAGUGAGGUUCAUAUCCGUUCAUACAGCUGAUUUGUUUGCGUUAUUUAUCAAUGCUCAUAAGAUGUAAUUAUGCUUACACCUAAGUAAGGUCAAAACAAAACACACACUACUUUGCAGACUAACAACAGAGAGGCAUCUACGAUCAAAACUAGGACAUUCUGGACUGUAAUUACGUUGAAUCGCCUCUAAUGCAAAAUAUGUGAAAUUGUUGGAAUGUUUCUGGGUUACGCUUGCUUGAUUUCUGCUCCAGUCAAAGCUGAGUUUCUUUACCGAUGGAACUCAUCGUCCCAAUGUUGAAACAGCUGUGAUUUGUAACUGCAUGAUCGGUAAUCGAUUUUCAGCAAGUGUGGGAAAGGUUGUUUUUUUGUCAUCGAGAUUUUUGUUAACUGGUGUUGAGAGUCCUUAAGGCCCCUGCCGACUUGCCACGACUUGCAUAAUUUAAAACCAUAAAUAAAAUAAUCGCUAACGCCACCUAUUGAUCAUUGGCUCUUGAAACAAAAGGGUUUUUUGUUUCAGUGGCUGGAAGGAACAUCUAAAUAAAGGGUUGUUUGUAAACAGAUAUCCCUAACAGACAUUUUGCUGAACAAAUCAAUGGUUACUGAAGCAUAUAAAAUAUCCAAAGAGGAGCUGAAAUAUUCCAGCGAUAACCUCAACGGAUUUGAUACCUUGAGACUCUAUCUCAACUUUAUCUGAUAGAGUCAGACUCUAUCUACACUCUUUUUUUUCUAUAAGAAUAUUUUUUGUAAGAAUAUCGAGGCUGGAAUUUGAGAAAUUUUAAAAACACUUUAAGAAUAAACCCCAGGCUGAGAUUUUGAAAAUGAUAUAAUUUGUGUGGUGAAAAUCUGUAAAUACAGUACAAUUAUAUGUUUUUAACUUAUUCCUUUCUUUAAGCAGCAAAACUAGCUAACAAAAGGGAAAAAACCGCACUAUCUAUAAUUGAUACCCCAGUAUAUUCUAAAACAGAAAUGUCAUAAGCUGCAAUUGAAGAAUAUAAUAAUACAAGAAUAUUUUCAGCCUGAAAUCUGCAGAAAAAUAUGAAUAUUCAGCCUGGGCCGGGAAAACAACAUUCUUAUAAAAAAAAAAGAGUAUAUCUGAUAGAGUCAGACUAAACAAUGGACUUAUGAUGACACACAGGAAAAAAUAACGGAUUCCCAUUUUUGGAUAUUUUUGGGUAUUUAAAGAAUACCCCUUAUGAAAUAAUAUUAUUUAUGGGUCUCUACAACUUCUGAUCCAAUUUCAACAUCUUGGAGUGUUUGUAAUUAUAGGGUUGGUGCUUAAUUCUCCUUGAAGUCCUUAAAAAGCACUGGAAUUUAAUUUUAGAUUUCAAGGGCACUUGAAAAGCCCUUGAAAAGGAGAAUUUUUGCUAAAAGUGCUUGAAAUGGAUGGGAAAUAAUGUAGGAUUGUAUUAAAGUAAUUCAGGGAUUGAGCACAGAUUUUAAAACUGGGGACAGAUUUUGCGAAACCUGUGCUGUUGCAGCUGCUUUGAAUACUCCUUGACAACUCAGUUUUUUAUAGUGCUUGAUAAUCCUUGAAUUUUAUGUCCAAAAACCAGCGCGGACUAUAUGUUGUAAUGAUGAGCCAAGAAGUCGCAUGUGCAGUAAUUCCUUCUUUCUGCGAAACAGUCAUUAUACAUCUAAUUCUUUAUCAGUAAACUGCAAAAUCUCUGAGGGGACAUGUUGCAAGUUUCAAAAAAGAAAACAGAUAAUAAAACAAUGCACACACAAAACACAGUCAAUAAGUCACCGCAGGUUUGCAAAUCAGCCAGAAAAGUAAAAAAGCAUUUGCAGAAGUUUGAGACUUUCAAUCAAAUCAAUAGCUAAACUGUGGUAACGCUGUCCAAUCGUAUGGGAUUUUAAAGCAAGGCCAUUAAUGGCCUGUUAAGGAUAACUUGCUUCCUCUGCAUAGCAAAGGAUAUAGAGCUGGCUAUUGCUUGCUGUUUGGUUUAUUUUACAAUAUUCUGAAAUUAAAAUAAACAUAAUGAUAGGAGGAUUAUCAGACUGAUGAGGUCAGGUAACUUUUUGUUUAUUCCAGGUCAUACAAGCUUAUCAGCACUCUAAACCAGGCAAGCGACUUUCACCCCAUGUGUACAGCAAGUGCAAAGAUAUCCUUAGAUCAAUGCGGCACUCUUCUAAAAGUCAGUGCUGUGUGUUAACGGGUGACAGUGCUUCUGGAAAGACUGAAAGCCUUAAGCAUAUCCUGCUUUACAUUACCAGUACUAGUAUACCCACUCAACCAAGCUUGAAAGCAAAGUUUCAGCAGGUAAAGCUUUCCAACUUAAAAUUUCUAAGAGUAUCUGAAUUCUUAUGUGCCACAUGGUCAAAGUUAAAGCAUUCGAAGAGAUAACAAAUGGAUAAUGUCUAACGCUUAUCCCCUUCAAAUGGAUAACCCUUAGUGUCCAUUUUGCCUUUCACAGUCACAAUUACUCCUCCUCAUCUUUAUACAUUAUCCUUGCUUUCUCAUCUUCAGUACCUAAUCUACCAACGUACCAAACUUUAAUUUUGCAAGACUUUCCAGGAUCGAUAAUAUUAUAUUCCAUGACCUUCCAGGCCUGGAAAAUGAAAUUAUUAAAUUCCAUGACUUUCCAGGUUUUCCAUGACCUGUACGAACCCUGUUGUAAUUCAGUAAACUCACAAUUGCAGACCAGUUCCUCUCACUUGGCAAAAAAAUAUGAGUUGAUUUUUAAAUGCCUUUUAUGCUAUGGUUUUGAAAAGUGAUACUACUGGUAUGUAUAAAGAGAAAAUUGAUCUGAAAACUCUGAAGCCAGUAUGUGAAAAAAAAAAAGUCCAUGUAAAUGAUGGGAAUGUACCUUCCCAAAAUCUCUAAAUACUUGAAAAAAAGGAAAUCAAAUGACUCAGGAGAUGAGAACAUUAAGAACUGAAUAUGGCUAUUUUAUUAUAAACAAAAAAAGGUAAGGUAAAAGCGCACAUGGGCCAAAGUCCCAAACUGCCGGGCCUUAUACCAGUUUCCGUAGCAUGAAUCAUGCAUAGGAGUAUUGCUACUCUUCCCUGGACAGGUUACUAGUCCAUCGCAUGGUUACCCCCCAGCAGAAUGUCGCCGGUACCCAUUUAUACACUUGGGUGAAGAGAGAAAGUGAAGUUAAGUUCCUUGUCUAUAAAUAAAGGAAACAAUGUGACCAGCGAGGCUUGAACCCUGGACCUCCAGAUCCAGAGUUCGAGGUGUUAAACGCUCAGCCAUUAACACGUCUCCACAUAUAUUAUACAUGCAUUGUUCUCUAAAUCUAAUCUUUAUUGUGCACUUCAUCUCAGGUUCAGUUUAUACUGGAAGCUUUUGGUAAUGCUGUAACUCCACAAAACCAUAACUCAAGUCGGUUUGCAUUGUACUAUGAACUCUUCUUUUCUCCGGAACACAAAUUAUCUGGAGGUAAUUAA
Porites evermanni is the source of this 3776-nucleotide messenger RNA. The record is from the annotation of a GenBank genome assembly. Lineage: Eukaryota; Metazoa; Cnidaria; Anthozoa; Scleractinia; Poritidae.